Phanerochaete carnosa HHB-10118-sp is the source of this 4582-nucleotide messenger RNA. RefSeq lists its product as uncharacterized. The record is from RefSeq and is a predicted model, not a curated record. The coding region runs from base 465 to 3023 and encodes 852 amino acids. Lineage: Eukaryota; Fungi; Basidiomycota; Agaricomycetes; Polyporales; Phanerochaetaceae. Gene Ontology annotation, molecular function: guanyl-nucleotide exchange factor activity. The transcript has 16 exons.
UUCUCUCACAUAAUCUACACAUGAACGGCCAUGCACAGCGCGACUAUUUCCCCUCAAAACCGUUACCGUCCCCCGCCAAAGACGACUUGCCGCCAAUACCCUUCGAGAACGAGCCUGACAACGGCUGGCCUUCUCCUGGUCCGCAUGUUCCACCGAGGACUCCUGGCGACAGGGUGAACAGCGCUCCCCGAGGUAAAUUCGCCGGCUUGUCUCCCAUUGACCCUUCGGCCCUAAGUCCUCACGAUGGCCCAGGCCAUUUUGUGUCUGCAAUCACUCCGAUUAGCCCGGUGGACCCCUCUGCACAGCAGUUCCCGGUGGCCGAUGGCAGGACAAAGAAGAAGCUCAAUCCACUGACUGACCUCGUUGAGACCGAGAAGAUCUAUGUCGAUUUGUUGACAGGAAUAAUGCGGAAAGUUGCAUCGGCAUGGUCAAGACAGAACCUUCCACCGCCUGAGCUUGACAAAAUGUUCCGCAAUAUUGAGAGCAUCUACAAGGCUAACCGCGCGUUGCUCAAUAAACUGAGAGAAAUUGGCGCGAACCCUUCAUCACCCAAAGCGCUCGGAGAUCUUUUGAUGAGAUGGAUUGAAGACCUUGAAGCACCUUACACACACUACGCAGAGACGUAUGCCUCUGGCUUCGAUGAUUGGCAGCCCGUACAGUCUAAUGAGAGGCUACCCACGACCCUGGCUAUGUUCUCCUCCUCUAACCCUCCCCCACUGCUGUCAUCAUCACCAGAGCAUCCGUCAGAGCCACCAAUAUGGACUUUAGACGAGUUGUUCCUCCUUCCGAAGGGGCGAUUGCGCUAUUACAGAAAGCUGUACAGCCGGUUACUCAAGAGCACGACUCCUGGACGUAGUGACCAUCGCCUACUGACUGGUGCCCUUGAGAAACUGGAUCAUUUGUUGUCUGUGACUGAUCGAAGGGCGAUCAUCAAGGUCUGGGGCGAUAACGUGCCGCCACCCGCACUCGAGCCUCCUCCGAUGGAAGAUGAAGUGGUUAUUGACCUCCGGACCAGGGACAGUACACUGCCACUGGACAUCCCAUCGAACCGUGGAAGUGGCUCUACUCAGGGCACAGGUGGUCGUAGCAUGAGUGCCGUCUCGCAAGACACUGCUGCAUCCUUAGUGGAUGCCGAUUUCACUGCCGGCUCGUCGGCGCCUCUUCCCGUGAACGAUCUAGAGCGUCGGCUCUCGACCGAGCGCACAUUGGAUAUUUUCACCAUGCAGCCAAAGCAAGUCAAGCUCCAAAUCUCUCCCCCUGUCCUUCAUUACACUCGCGAGAUAUUCGCUUCCGUCGACGUCUACAUGCAACUUACUCCCCGUUCCACUGGCAUUGAGGUUUCACAACAACGAGGACACGUCUACCUACUGACUGAUCUGCUAUUGAUGUGCGAACACAUGUUGCCGCAAGAGGUAGCUGAGCGUGGUCCCAACGGUCCAGAUAUGUGGCUUCUCUACCCGCCGCUGGCUGGUAAGCACGUGCGAGUUGAGGAGGUAGAGGGAUCCACAACCGCGAUCGCUGUCAUCAUCUUACGGAAAGAAACGGUCAUAAUGCAUACCAAGUCACGGCAAGACCGUGACCGGCUGUUGCAUGAAUUCAGGGAGUGCAUUGACCGGGCUUCAAUUCUCGUACCAGUGAAGAACCAGCAACCCCCACCUCCGGUGCCGAAGCUCCCCGAACAGGGCGAAAUGUUUCAAAGCAACCAACACUUCGGCAAUGGACCUCAGUCGCGACCAUUCUCACCGCCAGGCAAUAUGCCUUCUCAAUAUCAUUCCGGGGAGCGCGUGCAGUCGCCUCCUGUCGACGACAUGUCCAGGAUGAAUGUCGGAGGACCACAAGCCCCAGGAGGCCAGCAUGGUCAUUACGGGCCGCCACCGCAUCCUGGAGGUGGACCGUACCCUCUUCGAUCAAGUUCCACUGGCCAACCUGAAAGCCUUGAGUCAUCCUUUGGGCCAGGUCAAAUCAUACCUCCUGGCCCUGGCCAAUACAUGCCCCCACGAUCUCCUGGUCCUGGCCAAUACAUGCCUCCACGAUCUCCUGGCCCCGGGCAAUAUAUGCCUCCGCGAUCUCCUGGCCCUGGACAGAGGAUUCCUUCCGGCCCUGGACAGCAUAUGCCUCCCCCAGGCCCCGCACAGAUAAUGCCGCCCAAUGGAGUUGGACCUGGACAGGCCACAAAUCCGGGACCGAGCCAAAUGCUCGCUGCUCAAUCUAUGCCUGGGCAAGUCGCUCUUCCGCCACGAGGUACCAGUCAGCGUGCUCCGAGCAUGCCCCCUCCCCAAGGUUAUCCUGGUUCACAGUACCCACCGGGUUCCAUGUCGAGGGCGGCGUCUCCGUAUGGUCCCCCGAGAUCGCGUCCUCCUUCUGACCGCUCCUCAGGAUCGCUUCGCAAGUCUAGCUCAUCACAUUCACUAGCAUCCGAAUUUGAGCGCAGGCAGCACAGUGUUCCUGGUCCGCAUCCACCUGUUCCCGGCAUGCCAGGUGGCCUUCCUCCUCCGAGCCGACCAUUCAUUGCUCGCAGCGGCUCGUCAAGUUCAUUGUCAAGCCUUGGUGCCGGCGCACCACUCAAGCUCGCCCUUCCGUCUGCCCAGUUCAGUAUUAAGUCGAUCUCAUCCUUCGCCGACCCGAGUCCGCCAACGUCCCCCGUGGAGGAGACGCCGAAGCGUACAGGUCCUACAACGUCCUCGGUCACAGCGCAGAUGAAAUGCAAGGUGUUCCUGCAGGAGCACCACGCCAAGUGGAAGAGCCUCGGCGCUGCGAAGCUGAUGCUCUACCACGAGUCGCCGACGAACAUUAAGCAGCUCGUCGUCGAAGCAGACAGCAAUAAGAAGACCGUGCUCAUCUCGACAAUCAUCGCCGAGGACGGCGUCGAGCGCGUCGGCAAGUGCGGCGUCGCGGUCAACCUUACAGACAAGGGUGUGUUUACGGGCGUGGUCAACAUGAUACAGACGAAAGGCGAGAAGGACGCGAGCACGCUGUUCAACGCGCUCCUUGCGGGCUCGGUCCGGUCGGAAGUGCGAACGUAAGGCGAGAAGGAAGGUACCCACGCGCAUCUGUAUGCCCCAUUCAUGUGGAUCUUGGAUUUGGACUCUUCAUAGUUUCUCACUCUUUCUUUGCUCACGGACAGGGUCUCUGCUCUCUAUAGGGUUCUGAUGCAUGACAAGUACUCUAGAUCUCAUUAGUCGCCGCAUUUAUCACCGUCUUCCUCUCUUCUAUAUUGGUUCUCAGAUGUCCAUGUGAUGAUUGAGGUGGAGCCGGGCUGAGCAACCACGGGAGUAUUCCACGUGAGCUCUGCACUGAGAGAGAUGUGGUCGCUCCCGCACACGUCCUGGCGAGGCAGGCCGGGGACGAGCUUUCCUUCCAAGAACGGCUCGGCGAGUCCAACGACGCUCACUUGCCUAUCCGGAGGAUCGAGCACAAAGAUGUAGUCUAAGACAGUCUUCCAAUAGUGUGUAUAACUGGUCCACACCGGCUCGAAGGCCCCACGCCUCCCGUCCGGUAGUUUAACUCUGCUCCCAUACGCGAGUCCGUCUCGAGCCUUGCCAUCUGCGGCGCGCAGACCCUUGUCGUACGCGCUGAUCGGCCGCGUGCUGCGCGCGAACAGUGUGCGAAGCUCGUCGUCGGAAAGCAGGCCGUCCGCGGGCCCCGCUGCUCGCGCGUUCGUGAUCACCUUGUCCGGGUCGGACUCAGCGGCCUCUGCGCCCUCGUCGUCCUGCUCGUCCGCCUUGGGCGCUGUCACAGGGACGGAGGGGUCAAUGCUCCGGUGCACGACGCGCGAGAACUCGAGGUUGGCGGACUGCCGAGAUAGAAGGGCAUCGCCAACGAGGAGAGAAUAGGCGGCGUCGUCGGGCUGAAAGUUGAAGUCGCCAGCAAUAAUGCAAGGCCACGACGAUUGGCCCAGCUGCUCUCUGAAUAUAGAUAUUUCGCGGAACAAGAUGCCAGUUUGGCGUGCACGUUCGUACGUAUAUCUAGGGUGCCAGAACAAGUGCGUGGUUCCAACAAAGAAUCCUUGGUCGCUGUCCCGCCGCUUCAAAGCGACAAGGUUCGCGAUGUUCUUAGUGUAGAAGCUGCUGCCUCUGCGGCACCUUUCAUCUCCGUCUUCGCGUACUUCCUGUUCGUCGUAGAAUACACAACGAUCAUCUGCUAUCUCAAAGUUAUCUUUGCUGAACGCGAUAAGACUGCCGUGCUUUUUGCGGGGGCCCGUUUUGUAGACAAACGCGUAGCCGGCCUCUGCCAGCACUGGGAAGAGCUUCUCGGUGCGAUCUACUUCCUGCAAACAGUAUAUAUCGGCUCGGUGAGACAGGAUCUCUUUGUAGAGCAUGUGCUCACGCUGCGACGCUUUGAGACAGUCACUCGUGGGAAAGAGCUCUCGUCGAACCAGACACUGCGCAAGCAUCUGACGGGACAGAUAUCAUCAACGACGAAUGUGGAGUGUUUGAGGACAGAGACCGACGUUCCAGGUCGCAACUUUAACGACCCGUGCGCCGUCUGUAGGUUCUUUCAGCUUUAUCCACUGGCGGUCGAGUAUCUGGCCCCUUGGGUCCAACUGCUUUGCGGCUUUCGCCUUCGCCUUCUCCCGUUCUAG